Molecule: messenger RNA, 708 nt
Organism: Eubalaena glacialis (North Atlantic right whale)
Lineage: Eukaryota; Metazoa; Chordata; Mammalia; Artiodactyla; Balaenidae
Gene: RGS18
Product: regulator of G protein signaling 18
Exons: 5
Coding region: 1-708 (235 amino acids)
Source: RefSeq, a predicted model, not a curated record
AUGGAAACAUCAUUGGUUUUCUUUUCUCAAUUAAAUAUGUGUGAACCAAAAGAAAAAACUUUUUUCAAGUUAAUAUAUGGUUCGGGAAAAGAAGAAACAAGCAAAGAAGCCAAAAUCAGAGCUAAGGAAAAAAGAAAUAGGCUAAGUCUUCUUGUGCAGAAACCUGAGUUUCAUGAAGAUACUCUUUCCAGCAGAUCUGGGCAAUUGGCCAAAGAAACAAGAAUCUCUCCUGAAGAAGCAGUGAUAUGGGGUGAAUCAUUUGACAAACUGCUUUCCCAUAAAGAUGGACUGGAGACUUUUACCAGAUUUCUUAAAACUGAAUUCAGUGAGGAAAACAUUGAAUUUUGGAUAGCCUGUGAAGAUUUCAAGAAAAGCAAAGACCCUCAACAAAUAAUUCAUAAAGCAAAAGCAAUAUAUGAGAAAUUUAUACAGAAUGAUGCUCCACAAGAGGUUAACCUUGAUUUUCACACCAAAGAAAUCGUCACCAGGAGCAUCACCCAACCCACCCUCCACAGUUUUGAUGCUGCACAAAGCAGAGUGUAUCAGCUCAUGGAACAAGACAGUUACACACGUUUUCUGAAAUCUGACAUCUAUUUAGACUUGAUAGAAGGAAGACCUCAGAGACCAACAAAUCUUAGAAGACGAUCACGUUCAUUUACCUACAAUGAAUUCCAGGAUGUAAAGUCAGAUGUUGCCAUUUGGUUAUAA